Oryzias melastigma (Indian medaka) is the source of this 2027-nucleotide messenger RNA. It is a transcript of the gene preb, whose product is annotated as prolactin regulatory element binding. Gene Ontology annotation, molecular function: protein binding; GTPase activator activity; guanyl-nucleotide exchange factor activity. The record is from RefSeq and is a predicted model, not a curated record. The coding region runs from base 160 to 1455 and encodes 431 amino acids. The transcript is spliced from 10 exons. Lineage: Eukaryota; Metazoa; Chordata; Actinopteri; Beloniformes; Adrianichthyidae. Gene Ontology annotation, biological process: protein secretion. Gene Ontology annotation, cellular component: endoplasmic reticulum membrane.
CUGCUGUCGUGUUGGUGGGAGGAGCCUCGGACGGCUUAGCUUCACUUAUCGCCGAACUUCACCGGCGAAACUCACAGCUUCCACGGCCGAAACCGAGCUGAGGAGAGGCGGACCGACACUGCCGGGAGCAGCGGCACACAGGUGGUGCUGAGGAGCGUCAUGGGGAAGAGAAAGAUUCCGGACCUGUACAGGUCACCGUUCCCGCUGUACGCGGUCAAAGUGGACCCGUCCACCGGGCUGCUGAUCACAGCUGGAGGAGGAGGCGCCUCCAAGACGGGUAUCAAGAACGCAGUGCACUUCCUGGACCUCCAGCUGGAUGGGGAACAACAGUACAGUGCCACGCUGCUCCACGCUCAUGACACGGACACGCGCGCCACCAUGAACAUGGCUGUGGGCGAUGGUGUUGUUGCUGCUGGGCAGGAUGGGACCUGCAGCCUCAUGACCUUCAAACUCUGCUCUCCAAAGGAAAGAAAAGCUCCUCAGAGUGAAGGAAAGGACUCCCAGAAAGGAAGUGUCAGGCAGCGAGACGUGAAGGGGCGUGCAGCUGAGGAGGCGGGGACUGCGGCGUCGGGUGGGCGCGGCUCAGACACAAAAGCGGACACCCCGAACAUCGUCGUGACGCACUUGGCCGAUGUGGAAUCGGACCUGAACCCCCAGGAGCCGCUCCAGAAAGUGGUCCGGUUCAGCCCCGACCAGAGCCUGCUCCUGACUGGAGGCACGGAUGGACAUGUACGCGUGUGGGAGUUUCCGUCCCUAAAGAAGAAGCUGGAUUUCAAAGCACAUGAAGGCGAGAUUGAAGACUUGGAUCUGAGUCCAGGGAACAAGCAUCUCGUGACCGUGGGCCGGGAUUUUGCGUGCAGUGUGUGGAGCGGUAACCAGAUGGCUGCUGCUCUGAACUGGGAGGAGACGAUGCCUCAAGUGGCUGCAAAGUCUCAUAGAUAUUUGGCUUGCAGGUUUGGGAGAGUAGAGGACCAGAAGGAUGCUCUCAGGCUUUACACAGUGCAGGUCCCUCACAAACGAAGCCGGAAACCUGCAGCCUGCUACCUCACCAAGUGGGACAGCAAGAGCUUCCUGCCCAUGCUGACGUCUGCCUGCGGCGUGGAGGUCUUCUCAUGUCUGACCGUCAGUGACUCCGGGACAUUUCUGGGUCUUGGGACAAUAACGGGAUCGGUGGCGAUCUACAUUGCGUUCUCCUUACAGAGGCUGUAUUAUGUCCAGGAAUCGCAUGGCAUCGUGGUGACGGAUCUGGCCUUCCUGCCUGACUCCCUGAAAGGCCGGAGCAUCAAGGGCACCAACGAAGCCGUCCUGCUGAGCGUGGCUGUAGACAGCCGCUGUCAGGUGCAUGCUGUCGCCCGCCGCCGAGAUUUCCCCGUCUGGCUGCUGCUCUUCCUCUGCGGCCUGCUGGUGGUGGCAGCCGUCCUCCUCCUGCAGAACCUCUUUCCAGGGCUGCUCUAGGCGGCGUCCCCGCCGGGGUUUGAACUUUACCCUCAGACGCAGCUCUGCUAACCUCCUGGUGUGCACAGGAGCACCAGAGCAGGAGCGUUCCUCAUUUGAACUGUUUCACCUGAAAUGUCGUUGCAGGGUUAAAGGGCUCGACUGUGUAAGAAUGCAUGUAUGUACAAAUGUGAAGCAGGAAGUUUACACACCUGUUUGUCAAACCACACGACCAGACGGCUGCAGAAGACUUUCUCUGACUGAGCUGCUCAAAUGUUUGUGGUCAGUAAAAGAUGAAAUGUUGAGACGCGGGAAAAACCAUGAAUGUUUAUAAAGAAGCUCAAAAACUUCCCGAUUUUAUGAAUUUUAACUUUAAAAUUUGUGUUCCACUGAAAGCGUAGUCACUGCUCCGGUCUCUGAGAAAGGUUCUGGGGUCCCAGCAGCAGAGAAACGACGUCUGUCUACCGCCACCUGGAGUUUGAUGGAGUCUUAACAGAACGACGGGAUGAAUGCUUUUGAUCACAGACGGUCAGAUGAUUGUUCCCUUCAGAUGUGUCAGAGCUCUGAAUCCUGAUUAAACUCCUUAAAGAUGG